Molecule: messenger RNA, 3867 nt
Organism: Musca vetustissima
Lineage: Eukaryota; Metazoa; Arthropoda; Insecta; Diptera; Muscidae
Gene: mtd
Product: TLD domain-containing protein 2
Exons: 17
Coding region: 12-3863 (1283 amino acids)
Biological process (GO): response to oxidative stress
Cellular component (GO): nucleus
Source: RefSeq, a predicted model, not a curated record
CUCCAUACAAAAUGAGUGCCAUCGACAGUGGAAAAUAUCGCCUGAAAAAAGAUUGGGCCAGUGUCUCGAUACCAUCAUUGGUCGAUAUCGAUGAACACGCCGACGAUGAAACCGAAAGCGGAAUAAAUAUCACUGAACCAUCAUUGCCACCACAAAAGCCGCCACGUCGAAGUUCACUGGCAUUGGGUUUGUUCUCCAGCAAAUCAGAUAAAAGCCAGAAAAGACGUAGCUCCAUUGCGGUGUCUUUCUUUCGUCGUGAUAGUAAUAAGCAUUCAUCCAAAGAUUCCUAUGAAUCGGCCGUGAAACAUGAAAAAAGUGAUGGCUCAAAUACACCCAUAUCACCUGACAUUGUUUACAGCUCCGAGGAGAAUAUUCGUGCCUCAUCGCCAAAUGAACCCGGCAAAGUGACCUAUUUCGAUGAUGGCACCAAUGUUCGCACCGCUGUCAAGGGUAUUGGCAUUACCAGUAGUCCCUACGAUACACCCAUCGACAAGGAACGCAAUCGUCGUCGACGUAGUUCAUUGCAAACAAAAUUGGAUAGACGUCGCCGCAAGAAUUUCGAAGUCACCUUCCCCACUCUGGAACAGAGUACGGGAAUUGGUUCACAAAGUGAUUUGACCAAUGAUAGUACCACAGGCAUCGGCUCAUCUUCGGGCGAUAUGUCGACCUAUGACGAUGUCGAUCCCAAUCAUUCAGCCUAUUUUCCAAGGCAAAAACGUCAUUCAUGGUGGAAUAUAUUUGUGCCAGAGAAUAUUAAGAACAGGUCACGUAGGGCUAGUCAAGAUGUAUCGCUUAUGUCACGCAGUUUUGACAAUUUAUCAAUUCCAGUACGCCGGAGUAAAUCACGCAGUGUUGAUCACGGCCUUGCGGCGCCAUUCGAUUUAGAUUCGUUGCGUUCAAAAGUGGAAGGGCGCUUCGAAAGUGUUGACAGAUUAUCAAAUGAACGCAAGAAAUCCUCACUACCCACUAUACCCACCAUUAAUUAUACGGUGGGCAAUCGUGACACUUUGACAUCGGUUGCAGCCCGUUUCGAUACGACCCCAUCUGAGCUGACACAUUUGAAUCGUUUGAACAGUUCUUUCAUUUAUCCCGGUCAACAGCUGUUGGUACCGGACAAAAGUGCCAAGGAUAAUGUAUCGACCAGUUCGGGUGAUGAUAAAGCAGGUGGUUCAACUGCUUCCGGCAAAUCGAGUCCAGUUGAUCGUAAAUUAUCGGUCGAUGAACAAAAUGAUGCUGAUGAUAUUUUGGAUAGUUUACGUCCCGGUUCACCCAAACCAGGCCACAUUGAACGUGUUGAUCCAGCUGGUCGUGCCGAUGGUGGCAAUGAUCCAGUUAUUACACAACGUUUCCUUAAAAUCAAUGUACGUCACAUAACCGAUGGCCAGGGUGUUGUGGGUGGCGUCCUAUUGGUAACACCAAAUGCUGUCAUGUUCGAUCCAAAUGUCUCCGAUCCAUUGGUAAUCGAGCAUGGUCCAGAAAGUUAUGGUGUUAUUGCACCAAUGGAAUUGUGCGUAAAUGCUGCCAUAUUUCAUGAUAUUGCUCAUAUGCGGGUAUCGGGUGGAGUCACCGUUGACUCCAAUGCAACAGAAAAACCUGAAAUCUAUUAUCCCAAAUCAGUAUUAGAUGCCCAAAAGGCCAAAGAGGGUGGAGACGAGGGAGAAGGUGCAGAUGCCGUGGACGGCAAAAAGUCAACAGAGGAAGAUAAUGAAAAAGACAAAGAAGAACAGAAGGUUAAAACCGACGAUCAGGAGUCCAUUUGUUCAGAGAAACAUGAUGAAAAAUCUACGGAAGCCAAAGAAAGUUCGAAGACUGAUGGCGAUGGCGCCAGUACUGGUACCAAUGAAACCGAGGACGAUGAAGCCAAAAAAAAUCUCAACGUUAGCGAUUCUCGUACCACCUUAGAAGAGAGACGUAAAAGUCUAUUGGAUCAUCACUGGGCCAUACCCAGCAAAGAUAGAAUAUGUUUAUCUAAUUCCCGAAGAUCGUCGGAAGAUGAGGGCGACAAUGAAUCGAAUACGACGGCUGAUAGUGGCGCCCGUGGUCAGGAACCACAUUCGGCCACUUCAUCAAUCAGCGGUAUUAUGGCCAAUUUAGCCAGUGGCGUUGUCAAUCCCGCCGAUUUGGAACAAUUGGAACAGCUAUCGAAACAAUCAUGCUAUGAUUCUGGCAUCGAUAUACGUGAUCCCAUACCAAAUGUUCAACCCAUACCAAAGAAAACAGUAUAUAGUGAUGCCGAUAUUGUAUUAAGCUCUGACUGGGUGCCACCAAAGCCAAUAUCAUCGAUAACACCACUGGGCGAGUCACCUCCACGUACCAGUGGCCUAGAUGCUGGUGCAGUAGCUGGUGCUCGCAAGAAGACAUCGAGCGUAAGUUUCAGUGUCGAUGAUAACAAUGAAAAUCAAGUAGCAGCGGCGGCUCAGGCUCAAAAUCAGGCUGAUAAAAAUGCAGCUGAAAAGAAAAAUAAGAUGUUGAAACGUUUAUCAUAUCCCUUGACAUGGGUUGAAGGUCUUACUGGUGAUGGUGCUGCACCAGCUACUGGUGGCAGUGUGGGCGGCAAGUCACAAGACAAUGAGUCGGCUCCCAACACUGGGGACUCCAAUCAAAGUGUAUUCUCAAAAGUAUUCUCAAGUUCGCCCAUUACUUUGGUCUCAGAGUUGGGUGGCAAUUUAUUUUCUAAAACACCGUCCGAAGAUUCGAGUGGCUCUCCGGUGCCACCUUUGACACCACAUUCGACUCAUUCCGAGGGUCAUUAUUCGACUGGACGUUCCUCAAUUGGCACCUUUAUACGCCCUCUAUCUUCGGAAGGCACUUCAUCUACAACAAAAUUAAAGGAUACCAAACCACAGCCUAAAUUGGAUUAUCGUUCUAUGGUUUCAGUAGAUGACAAACCGGGUCUAUUUGUCAGUGUUGACAAACUUAUACCAAGACCGGCUCGUGCUUGCCCAGAUCCACCACUAUAUUUGCGCUUGCGCAUGGGCAAACCGAUAGGUAAAGCUAUACCAUUGCCAACAUCGGUAAUGUCGUAUGGCAAAAACAAAUUGAGACCAGAAUAUUGGUUUAGUGUACCUAAAAAUCGUGUUGACGAAUUAUACCGCUUCAUAAAUACCUGGGUUUCACAUCUCUAUGGUGAAUUAGAUGAGGAACAAAUUAAAGCUCGUGGCUUUGAAUUAAUACAAGACGACACAGAAUGGACACAAAGUGGCACUACAAAGUCGGGAACACGUACCGGCAGUCAAGAGGGUGAAGUUAGUGAUCUUACCCGAGAAUCAUGGGAGGUGCUGUCUAUGAGCAAUGAUGAUUAUCGCAAAUCAUCAAUAUUCCAAACAGGAUCAUUUGAUUUAGAUUUCCCCAUACCAGAUCUAAUUGGAACAACAGAGAUUCUAACAGAAGAGCAUCGUGAAAAACUUUGUGGACAUUUACCUGCACGCGCUGAAGGUUACUCCUGGUCAUUGGCCUUUAGCACAUCUCAACAUGGAUUCUCAUUAAAUUCAUUAUAUCGUAAAAUGCAGAGACUCGAAAGCCCCAUACUUAUAGUUAUAGAAGACACAGAACACAAUGUUUUUGGAGCUUUAACGUCAUGUUCCCUGCACGUAUCAGAUCAUUUUUAUGGUACCGGCGAAUCACUUCUGUAUAAAUUCAAUCCCAGCUUUAAAGUAUUCCAUUGGACGGGUGAGAAUUUAUAUUUCAUCAAAGGCAACGUUGAAAGUUUGUCAAUUGGUGCUGGAGAUGGUCGUUUUGGUCUGUGGCUUGAUGGUGAUUUAAAUCAAGGUCGUUCACAAUCCUGCAGUACAUAUGGCAAUGAACCAUUGGCGCCUCAAGAAGAUUUUGUUAUAAAAACACUCGAAUGCUGGGCAUUUGUUUAAGCAA